Ylistrum balloti is the source of this 1509-nucleotide messenger RNA. RefSeq names its product synaptic vesicular amine transporter-like. The transcript has 15 exons. NCBI's taxonomy places the organism in Eukaryota, Metazoa, Mollusca, Bivalvia, Pectinida, Pectinidae. Gene Ontology annotation, molecular function: serotonin:sodium:chloride symporter activity. Gene Ontology annotation, biological process: aminergic neurotransmitter loading into synaptic vesicle; transmembrane transport. Gene Ontology annotation, cellular component: synaptic vesicle membrane; terminal bouton. The record is from RefSeq and is a predicted model, not a curated record.
AUGUUUGUUUACUCCACUGUCUUUGAACAGCCGCUGUUGCAGACAUCUCUUGUCGAGCUUUGGGGUUCUAUCCUAGCACAGGCUAAAGCAUCCAGAGUGUCGAUCCUUGUUCUUGUGUUCUAUACAAACAUGCUAGACAAUCUACUUCUGACGGCAGUAGUUCCUGUUAUUCCGGAGAUUCUGAUAGACCUUGAUAAGAAAUCAUUAGAGGAUACCAUACGGAAAGGACAUUUUUCAAAUUACGUAAACGUUACGGAUACUAUAUUAACAGUAAACCAGGAAGUGCAACCUUAUAUCAACACCACUGAAAAUGAUAUAGGAUUGGCUAAAAGGCUGCUUAUGUCGUUCAGCGCUGUAGACGAGAACAGUAGAGUUGGAUGGCUGUUAUCGUCAAAAGCAUUAAUACAAAUUGUAGCAAAUCCAGUCGCUGGAAUGCUUUGCAAUAGGUUUGGUUAUUCUGCUCUGCUUUUCAUUGGAACAAACACAUUAUUGGCGUCCUCCGUGAUCUACAUUUUCGGGGCGUCGCUUGUCCCAUUGCUAAUAGCCAGAUGUAUUCAAGGGAUCGGAUCAGCGGCUUCUACUAUAGCAGGAAUGAGUUUACUUGCUGAUCGUUAUCAGGAUGACAAAGAGAGAAGCCGUGCUAUGGGAGUUGCAAUGGGAGGAAGUGCAUUAGGUGUUGUUGUUGGGUAUCCUUUUGGAGGUUUCCUGUAUACGUACAGCAAUAAAUAUACACCAUUCGUUACCAUAGCGACGUUUGUGGCAGUAGAUAUUGGUAAGACACAUUGUGUACAUGUUGAUCAUACUAAGACUGUGUGUUGUGUCUGGAGCAUUACUUUACCUUGAUAUUUAAAGUGAUGUACUCCACUACAUCGUCUGCUAAGGGAUCCAUAUAUACUUGUCGCAGCAGGUGCUGUGAUGUUGACAACGACUGCCAUGGCGACACUGGAGCCUACGGUUCCUAUAUGGAUCAUUGAUACCAUGCAUGCUCAAAAGUGGCAGCUGGGUUUGGUUUUCUUACCCGACAGCAUUGGGUAUUUUGUCGGUGCCAAUUUUUUCGGAGUUAUUGCUAAACGAAUAGGAAGAUGGGUGUGUUCGCUAUGCAGUAUGCUUCUUAUUGGUCUUUGUCUAUCGUGUAUCCCUCUUGCUACCAGUGUCGCUGAACUCAUUCUUCCUCACUUUGGUCUCGGACUAGGCUUAGGUAUCACGGACGCUGCAAUCAUGCCACUACUAGCUCUUUUGGUAGAUACACGUCAUGUGGCAGUGUAUGGGAGUGUAUACGCCAUAGCACAGCUAGCUGUCUGUCUAGCGUACGGAAUAGGUCCUUCUAUUGCUGGGCAAAUAGUGAAGCUUGUAGGGUUUUCAUGGCUGAUGUGGGGUAUAGCUAUCAUGAACUUUGCAUUCAGCCCUCUGUGUAUCCUUCUGAGAAACCCUCCACUUAAGGACGAGAAUAAGCCCAUGCUGGAAAGUAUGGAGAAAAUGGACAACUACACGGAUACGAAAUCGGAAUAA